CCCUGAUGUUCGACUACAACACCUCUACCACGUACAUCAACGUCAUCAAACAGCUGGCUGUCGACUUCCGGUGCCACGUCAACUCUAUCCACACCGUUCCCAACCUGACCAUUUCCUUAUACAAAGGCGACCUCCACCGAUUGGUAUACAAAAGUCCAGUGGUCAAUGACCUUCAGUACACCAAACUCAUGUCGCCUUGUGAUUCAGAAGUGUACAUCUGUCGGACAGAUAUUGACAUCAUAGCUGAGAAACGGAUCACUGUUCAUGAAAAAUCGUGUGGACAUGAGGAUAGUGUAAUUAUUACAGUUUCUGUUACGCUGCCUUGUACAUUCAUUUUCCUCGUCCUUAUUAUCGGUCGUCUUGUGACCAGUGCCAGACGUAAGAUAAAACUCCGCAUCACCAACAAAAAGGCUGAAGACCGUCUAGCCGGUGAUAUACACUUGACAAGGGUUGAAACUCAAUGUAAUCAAGACAACAAGCAAGGUGAUUCAAUAAACGACCUACCGGAUUCUUAUACAGGAAGUUAACCACAGUUCAACAUCAGCUGCCGCAAAUAUUUGUUUUAUAAGAACGUGUAAAUCACA
Physella acuta is the source of this 584-nucleotide messenger RNA. RefSeq lists its product as uncharacterized. The record is from RefSeq and is a predicted model, not a curated record. Lineage: Eukaryota; Metazoa; Mollusca; Gastropoda; Physidae.